AUGGCCAUCGGUGCUGGGACAACGGUGCCGGGCGUUGUGAGCGAAGCAGGAACAUGGCAUGCGAAGAAAUCAAGCCUGGAGACCAAUUUCUCCUACCCAAGACUCGUCCAUCAUGAGUCGAGCGAGAGUCGAUCUUCAAUAACAUCAAAUGGCUCCGUGCCUGGAAUGACAGAUUCGUCCGACUCGGAUCUGUCCUUCGACGACGACUGCCACUAUAAUGCAUCCGCCAGCGAGCUGUGGGAUAGUUUCUGGCCUGAGAGUACACUCGCUCCCCAGGAGCAGUAUCCGGCUGUUCUAAGAGCCUCUGUCCUGAGAGCCUCACGGAGCAGGGACUGCUUCAACGUCAUACCGUCGAGGCACCAACCACGGGAUACAGAUGAUGAUACCAUCAGAAUAGGUCAAUGGGAGCAGUAUGUAACCAAGCCCGCUGAACGACCGCAUUCUCGCUCUGGAUCGCCGUCAUCGCCUCCACGACCAGCCUCCUCCCGAAGAGCACCAGCCCCGGCGGUCUCAUACUCGGUCUAUCCCAAGCCAUCACUAUCAGAUAUCCGCCGCGCUGCCCUCCCACCACGAAGUUCAUCCCUGAAUACGGAGCAGCAGCAGCCUCCGCCUUCGCCACCACGACGAGUCCCAUUCCUCAGGACCAGCAAGUCUAGCGUGGCCUUGAAGUCCAGCAUGGCUUUGAAACCCAGCAAAUCAUCUCACAACCUCCGCCCACUUUACAUCGCCCAACCUCGUUUAUUGCCCAGCUCCAAGCCCUCUCCAUCUUUCUAUCUUGCAGAAUCAAAGAGUAGAUUGCCGGAGAAUAACACUGCUGCUGCCACCAAGUCAGUCCCCGUCUCUCCCGCCUACCCGCCGCCACCCGCUCCACGGAGCCUUCGGCCUAGCAAGUCGGCCUUCAAUAUACGGGCCAACAGGCCUACCUAUACCCGGCAGAACUCCAGUGGACAACAACACAGCCACAUCGCCCACCAGGCCGCAAUACCCCUGACGCCACUCAUCCCCUCGACACUGCUGAAGCCGGAAGCAGACUCUUCCCCAUCGCGAGCCCCACGCCCACAAGUCGAGCGCUUCGUGUCCGUCUUCGAGUUCGACUCGGAAGGCGAGUCCGAAGCCGGCGGGGGCGAGAACGGGAACGGCACAACAGGCGGCCUCGCCAAGCGCAUCGCGCGCGGUCUGCACCACCACAAGAAGAAGAGCAGCACGGAUCGGAGCCGCCCGGGCCUCGUGCGCGCCAACUCGAGUCCCGGUCCCGUCAUCGUCGCCGCCGUGGAUAAGGACAACAGAGAGAAGGUGGUGGGCGAGAAGGAGAGAGAUAAGAGCCCCGAAAGAAGUCUGGGCCGCAAGCGAGGUGGGAGCUUGGUUCGGAUCUUCGGCCUUAAGGGUCGCUGA
Anthostomella pinea is the source of this 1392-nucleotide messenger RNA. Lineage: Eukaryota; Fungi; Ascomycota; Sordariomycetes; Xylariales; Xylariaceae. The record is from the annotation of a GenBank genome assembly.